AUGCCCUCUAAGUCAAAAAGGAUUACCGAUUUGCUUGAAAACGAAAGUUUGGUUACAUUUUCUUUUGAAGUGACACCCGAUGUAUCUGAAGAUGAACUGGAUAAAGUAGAUUUGCACCCAAUAUUUUAUUCUAUAACUUGGCAUGCUACUGCCUAUCAGUACAAAGAUUUGGACAUUGCCCCGUUGAGAUUAGCUAGUUUUUUAAGACAAAAAGAAAAACUUGUUUUACUGCAUCUAUCGUGUAAUUUCAUGAAAAAAGAAUAUUUAAAUGAUUUAUUGCCAUGGCUGCAAGAAAAGGGCAUUUGCAAUUUAUUUAUAAUCUUAGGAGAAUCUUUCGAUCCCAGUGUAUCAGAAUUCCAUACGAGCCAAGAAAUGAUUGUGUAUAUAAGAGAGAAAACAGGAGACUAUUUUUGUAUAGGAGUGGCUGGUUAUCCUUCCAGUGAAUAUAAAAUUUCAACAUUAAAGGAAAAAGUGUACAGUGGCGCCGAUUUUAUUAUUACUCAAGCUUUUUUUGAAGCCAAUAUUUUUAAAUUAUUUGUAAAAAAAUGUAAAGAUGAGAAUAUUAACGUGCCAAUCAUACCGGGAAUAUUCCCUUUCCAGUCGCAAGCGGAAUUAAAUGGAUUUUUGAAAUUGUGCAAAGUUGUUGUAUCAGACGAAUUUAUGCAGAAAGUAAAAAACAAUUCUAAUAACGAAUCAGACAUUUUAGAACUCUUAUUACUUGAAUUACGAAAUGAUUUGCAUGUAAAACAUUUUCAUUUCUUUACAAUAAACAAAGUAGGCAUAAUAUGUGACUUAAUUAAAAAAAUCUUUUAA
Messenger RNA from Parnassius mnemosyne (clouded apollo), 813 nucleotides. The record is from the annotation of a GenBank genome assembly. Lineage: Eukaryota; Metazoa; Arthropoda; Insecta; Lepidoptera; Papilionidae.